Molecule: messenger RNA, 8697 nt
Organism: Paramuricea clavata
Lineage: Eukaryota; Metazoa; Cnidaria; Anthozoa; Malacalcyonacea; Plexauridae
Source: the annotation of a GenBank genome assembly
AUGGAGUGUUUUCUCAUGUGCAGUGAUAAAACUCACGGUCGUAUUUUCUUGCCUGACCAAAAAGCAGUCACAGUUGGACGAACACCUGUGACAAAAAUUACGGAUAAGAAAGUAUCUAGGAAACAAGGUACAGGUUACUAGGUAUUGUACACACGUACAGCAGUAGCUUUAAAUUCUUAUUCUUUGCGCCGUGUUUAUUCUACCCAGACUGGAAAUUUAAAUUUGCUGUAAACUGGCGUAAUGUAAAUAUGAAACGCUUUGUUUAGUUUACAUAUUUACAUUUUGAACUGCUAGCUAUAUUUGACAUUUGUAAAAUAUGAUCUACGUAUACUAUAUUAAUCAAAUGAGAAAAUAUGACUCAGCAAUAUGACAAUGGAGAUCUAGUUAUUUUAAAUCUUAUAAGAAUGCAAACAUUAUUUCAACUCUUGCAAAUAUAAUUAUAUUGUUUUGGUUGUACAGCUUGUACUGUAUUUUAUCUCUAGUUGAGCUGACUGCAGAUUACGAAAAACAAACCGUUUUUGUGAAACAGGUGAGUAAACAAGUGAUAAACUCAAUUUAAAACCGAAUGAUAUAAACAGCAGUUUCAGUAUAGGAAAGCAUUAAGUGCUGUUUAAAACACGAGCAGAGUGUUUUAUCAGAUAUAACGUCCUUAGGUCUGAUAAAACACUCCUGCUUGUGUUUUAAAUUGCUUCAAAAACGAUCGAUCUUAAGGGCGGAUUUUCAUUUAUUUAAAAGGAGGGGUAGAAAAAUUUCUGGUGGGGUGCAAGCAGCACCACUCGGUGAGCUUCAGCAGAGGUUAGGUGUUUAGGUUAAAGCCUUUCACACAAAAUUUUGGUGGGGUUGAGCACUUUAUUAGAGGGGUUAGAGAGAUUCUAGGGGGUUUAACCCCACCUAACCCCUCCCCCAGUAAAUAUGCCCAUGAUCGAUCCAGUAAGUUCAUUGGCGAAGUAAUUUCCAACAAAUACGUUGUGUAAGUCGAAAAAAUCAAAGUUAAAAUUUAUGUAAAUCAAGGGAAAUCUCUAUCACAUAUAAAGAUACGACACGCUUAUGAUUUUUCUUUGUGUUUUCCUCAUGAAUUAUGAUUUUUGAAGUACUAUUUAAAACACGAGCGCUUUAUCAGAUAUAAAACGCGAGAGCACAGCUCGAGUGUUUUAUAUCUGAUAAAGCACGUACUGGGAGUGUUUUAAAUGCUUAAAAAACGAGCAAUCUAAACAGUUCAUUGGCGAAGUAAUUUUAAAAAUAAACGUUGUCUAAAAGAACAUGAUUUUUUAUCACAUAUAAAUUACACCCGUUUUCAAAAUUACGCGACCAAGGACGAAAAUGCUAGAGUUGACAUGUCAGUUUUAUGUCAUUCGGUCACGAAGUUUAAACUUCGAGUUUUGCGGUUCCUUGUCGAUGUAUAUAUGCUUUGUAUGCUUUAUAUAAACAGGCUUACAAUGAUUUUCAAGAUAUUUUAGUGAGAAUUAUUGCAAAAUUUAAGCACAAACAAAAUCAUAACAUAUCGUUAUAGUCUAGCGCGCGUGUUUUAUACGGACAGCUAAAUUCCAGGAUAAAUUGUUAUUUUUCAAACUUUAAAAGUUAUUCACGGCACAUAUUUCUGUUGUGAUGGUUUGUAUUGUGCUUUAGAUGGUAUAUCCAAGUUAUCUAGCUCAUUUUUGUUCAGUUUUGGUAUUAAAUACGAUUUAAAAUGUCUUUUGCCAGUUUGUUUACGUUUGCUAUUUUUAGCAGUUUUUGUGACAUAAAACUGACAUUUGAAGUAAGAGUAUUUUUCAGGGAGAUCGCGUAAUUUUGAAAAUGGGUGUAAACCACCUACAUGAAUUAUUAAUGAGUUUUUUAAAAAUAUUUAUGUUAUGUUUGUAGCUCGGUGUGAACCCAAGUACUGUCGGAGACACGUCUUUGUCCCAACAUAAAACACACACGCUCGGUCCAGGAGGGAAAAUAAACCUUCUCGCUGCUAAAUAUGAACAUUUUGUUUAUUUUACGAAACAAGGCGAAAAUACCAGUAGUAAAGACUUGUUAGACGAUAAAAAUUUAAACCAAAAACGUAGACAUGAACCAGACUCGGGACAGAGCGGUGUUCGACCAUUUAAAAGACAAAAAACGGCUGAAAAUAAAUCGAGAAUUGAAACUAGCAAACUUGAUGUUGAAUUAAAUGAAAAUAAAGAUGAUAUAAACGAUCUUAAAGCAGAAUUUGGCGAGAAAAUAAUUGAGGCAAUCAAUAAUUCGCAAGAUGGAGUGGAUUCGGAGGUUGCGAAAAGUUCGCCAACUGGUAAAGUAGAUGCUCAGGUUGAACCAUCAAAAUGUUCUCAAUGGGAUGAAGGCUCGUCUGGUACGCUUUUGAUACACAGCUCUGCCGGUCUUAUGGCUAGAGAAAAGGUACAGUCUAUGUAAUAAUUAUGAAACAGUUAGGCCAUGCUUACACUUUUGUGGAUGGCUUUCCGUAGCGACGUAAAAAACCCCACUUAGGCUAUGUUUACAUUGUAUCGGAUCGGUUUUUGCUUCGUUCACGAAACGUUACGGCCCAAGUGUAAACAGCUUCCGCCCUCGCCCAACUAAAUACAAAAAUAUUAUAAGUGAGCAAGCUAUACCCGCAAAUAAGAUUAGAAUAGCAAGUCUUUGUUUCCCUGAUGCCAUCUUGAGUCACGCAUUGAACCGAAAAUUGCCCCGAUUGGUGUUUACAUUGCAAUGAGAGCGUUGCAAAAACCGAUCCGAUACACGGCGCACCACUUCGAAGAGCGAACCGCCGCACCACCGGUUCGUUGCAGAAAUUGAGACGAUAACAACAUUUCAUAUGUAAACAGAAGCCCUAUCCGGUAUGGUUUUUGCGUCGGACGCAAAGUGAUCCGAUACAAUGUAAACAUAGCCUUAUCCGUACCUUUUAGGAACGCUAUUUUCAGAGGAAUUAUCGCGAUGGAGAGAUGUUGUUUCGCUCAGCUUCUGAUAGUUGUACAUAUCGUAUCGGACAUAGGUGCUUUUUCGCAUCGCUACGGAAAGCUAUCUGGUAUAGUAGAAGCGUAACCUUCAGUGACCACUGGACCAUACACAAAUUUGCCGAUUUCGUCCAUCCAGUUCACUGCGAACUAAAUAGGCUAAAAAGUUGCACGAACGUCGAAAAUAAACCAGUAUUGAAAAAAAAGUUGACAUAAUUUAUGGACGUGCUCAUGAAUUAUUAACGAGUUUGAGAAUGCCUGUUUCAUUGAUAUGUUUUCGUUUGUUCCAAUGUCCUUGCGUGUAUCAUUAAGGUGGCAUCUUUUGAUCUUGACGGAACCAUCAUUACUACUAAAUCUGGCCGUGUGUUUGCUACUGGACCCGAGGACUGGAAGUAAGUUGAACUAAAUAAUAAAUCAUGGUUAUUUUAACACUGGAUCAAAAAGAUAUUGUCCUUACUGGACUUCUAGGGAGAACAGUUUAGAAUUGAUAGAGCUAUCCAGUAUAAAUAAAGUUAGUUUAGUUUAGGUUUUCUCCUGUAGUAACACUGGAUCAAUAAGAGAUGAUGCUUACUGGACCUCUAGGAAGAACAGUUUAGAACUGAUAGAGCUAUCCAGUAUAAAUAAAGUUAGUUUAGUUUAGGUUUUCUCCUGUAGUAACACUGGAUCAAUAAGAGAUGAUGCUUACUGGACCUCUAGGAAGAACAGUUUAGAACUGAUAGAGUUAUCCAGUAUAAAUAAAGUUAGUUUAGUUUAGGUUUCCUCCUGUAGUAACACUGGAUCAAAAAGAUACUGUCCUUACUGGACCUCUAGGGAGAACAGUUUAGAACUGAUACAGUUAUCCAGUAUAAAUAAAGUUAGUUUAGUUUAGGUUUCCUCCUGUAGUAACACUGGAUCAAUAAGAGAUGAUUGUUACUGGACCUCUAGAAAGAACAGUUUAGAACUGAUAGAGCUAUCCAGUAUAAAUAAAGUUAGUUUAGUUUAGGUUUUCUCCUGUAGUAACACUGGAUCAAUAAGAGAUGAUGCUUACUGGACUUCUAGGGAGAACAGUUUAGAACUGAUAGAGCUAUCCAGUAUAAAUAAAGUUGGUUCAGUUUAGGUUGGUUUCUUCCUGUAGUAACACUGGAUCAAUAAGAGAUGAUCCUUACUGGACCUCUACGUAUGCUCUAGGUAGAACAGUUUAGAACAUGAUAAAGCUAUCCAGUAUAAAUAAAGUUGGUUACUGGAUGGUUACUGUAUAUUAUAUAUCAUUGGUUUCCACAGAAUAAAAUAUCCAGAAAUUCCAGGAAAAUUACAGUCAUUACAUAAAGAUGGUUUUAAGGUAUGGCUUCUACUUUUUUUCAUUUUGCUGAAAUGAAAAAAGUGCGCCCAUCCAUGGCAACGUUUCUAAUUUUGAUUUUUCUUUUCUUUGUGAUCAUAUUUAGAUCGUUAUAUUUACAAAUCAGGUAUUGAAUUGAACUUAAUGCUUCAUUAAACCAAUAACCAAAUUCACAUUAGAGACGGGAAAGUUAAUAUAUAUUUUAUUUUGUUGUUUUCAAUGACAUAUAGGGGCCGAUCAGUAAAGGGAAGUUGAAAAAAGAAGAUUUUCAGAGGAAAAUGGAGAAUAUCUCGUCAAAAUUAAAAGUUCCUUUACAGGUAUUGCAGUUUCUCUUUACCAUAUGACAAAAUAACUUUAAGGUUUUGCAAAACUUUAAUGUUAAUGUUUAUGCUAAUUAUUUUGCCAACGAUUGGUCAUACAGACUAUUGGUGGUAUUGAAUGAAAAUGUUCCUUGCUUUACCAGGUUUUUGCUGCGACUAGUAAAGAUAUUUAUCGUAAACCUAUGCAAGGCAUGUGGCGUCAUUUAGUUGAAAAGGUAUUUUAAUCUCUCUUUUAAUUUGUCGACUUCCAAAUUGGUUAUGAGUUGUAGUAGCUAUGAAGUAAACAGGAUAAAUGUUAUUUUUUAGCAAAAUCACGGCAUGCCAAUUGAUCAUACCAGAUCAUUUUACGUUGGAGGUUUGUUUAUAUGAUCUUUGUUCGUGGCACAGCGCAUGCGUCUUUCAUUUCUGCAUGUGACCAGCAAUAUGCACUGGACCUGUAGGAAGAACAUUUUAGAAUUGAUGGAGCUAUCCAGUAUAAAUAAAGUUAGUCUAGUUUAGGUUUCCUCCUGUAGUAACACUGGAUCAAUAAGAGAUUAUCCUUACUGGACCUCUGGGGAGAACAGUUUAGAACUGAUAGAGCUAUCCAGUAUAAAUAAAGUUCGUUUAGUUUAGGUUUCCUCCUGUAGUAUCACUGGGUCAAUAAGAGAUGAUCCUUACUGGACCUCUGGGGAGAACAGUUUAGAACUGAUAGAGCUAUCCAGUAUAAAUAAAGUUCGUUUAGUUUAGGUUUCCUCCUGUAGUAUCACUGGAUCAAUAAGAGAUGAUUCUUACUGGACCUCUAGGAAGAACAGUUUAGAACUGAUAGAGCUAUCCAGUAUAAAUAAAGUUCGUUUAGUUUAGGUUUCCUCCUGUAGUAUCACUGGAUCAAUAAGAGAUGAUUCUUACUGGACCUCUAGGAAGAACAGUUUAGAACUGAUAAAGCUAUCCAGUAUAAAUAAAGUUAGUUUAGUUUAGGUUCCCUCCUCAUUGUCCUGAACAUUAUGUCAUCGACUUAUUUAGAUGCCGCUGGAAGGCCUGUAAACUGGGCUCCAAAAAUGAAGAAGGAUUUUGCAUGUAGUGAUAGAACCGUAAGACUAUUACAUUGUACUAAGUUUUACUGUGCAAAUAAUCCAUGUUAAUUAAAUUACACUAUAUUAAGGAAUCUAUUAUUUUCUAUAGUUCGCGAAGAAUUUGGAGAUAUCUUUCCAUACCCCUGAAGAAUUGUUUUUGAACAAAAAGCCAGCAUCUUUUAAUUGGCCCGAGUUUAACCCGGUAAAUUAACCUCAUGAAUAUCCUUUCUUCGACACUGGUCUCAAGAUAUAACUGAAUUGUGUGAUUUAACUUUACUUUUACUAGAUGGCAAUUUCUCAGAAUGCACCGCUGUUUAUUCCAACAACGUCAAAACUUAUUUCCAAUGAACAAGAGGUUUGUACUGGAUAGCUCGAUCAGUUCUAAACUGUUCUCCCUAGAGGUCCAGUAAGGAUCAUCUCUUAUUGAUCCAGUGUUACUACAGGAGGAAACCUAAACUAAACCAACUUUAUUUAUACUGGAUAGCUGUAUCGGUUCUAAACUGUUCUUCCUAGAGGUCCAGUAAGGAUAUCUCUUAUUGAUCCAGUGUUACUACAGGAGGAAACCUAAACUAACUUUAUUUAUAUUAGAUAGCUCUAUCAGUUCUAAACUGUUCUUCCUAGCUCAUUCUGUUGAGGUUUAUUCUUAUAGGUUGUAAUAAUGGUCGGCUAUCCCGCUUGUAAGUACUGAAAACACAUUUCCUAUUAUACCUUUUACAGUGAUCUUUAGAGUAUAAAACUCCUAAAUGUGAAAAGGUUGAUAUCUUUCUUCUAUUCCAGCGGGUAAAACAACUUUUGUGAAAAAACAUCUUUUACCAAAUGGCUACGUGCAUGUCAACAGGGUAAGUUUGUACACAUUUCAUUUCGAUUUAAAAUUGUUAAAAUCCACGAGGCCAAAGUUAAAUCUAGUUAUGGAGAUUUUUACGAAACGUUUCUAGGACACAGUUGGAAAGUGGCAAAAGUGCGUGGCGAUGUGCGGCUCAGAGUUGGCGCGAAAAAAGAGCGUCGUUAUCGACAAUACAAGUCCCGAUAAAGAAUCUAGACAAAGGUCGGUGCAGUGGGUUCGGCAAGAGAACGUGUUUUGUAAAAACUAAAGAAAAUAGAGGACGAUUUUGUCCCAUUUCAGUAACAGUGAAAUCUUCAGAUCAGUCAGUCUUAGAUCUUCAUGAGCAAAUCUAAUCACGAAGCCUGCCGUGUGCCGAAUUAAUUUUACCCCGUUAUCUCAAACUCAUUAAUAAUUCAUGAGUAAAUUAGCCAACCAUAUUGCUUUAUUUUGCUCACAUGAUAAUACUGGAUACCUAACAAAGCAUAUUGUUCCAGUCCUAGGACUGGAUCAAAAUUAAUUCACCUCACUUUGCGUGGUGAUUUAUUCGCAUGAGAUGUCAUUUCAAAUCCAAUUGGACUGGACUAGAUUUCAAGUCAUCACAUCUUGAUCCAGUCCUCUGCUUCGCCUCGGGCAGUCGGACUUGGAAUCUAGUCCAGUCCUCAUAAUCAGAUUUUAAAUAUUACAUAAAGCUUAGACCAAAUUUCCUAGGUUUCAAUUCGAUUGCGUUAACUUUGUCUUCAAUUUUUUCCAGAUACAUUCAAGCGGCUAAGAAGAAGAAUGUGCCUGUUCGAUGUUUUCUUUUUAAUGUUACCCACGAUCACGCUUUGCAUAACAAUCGAGUAUGUGCCAAAUUAUGCCAAGGUCUUCGUCAGUUUUUUGACCCAGACCGAGGGCAAUAAAUUUUUUCCCUUGCGCCUGCACGCGGGCUAAAUUUUGUGUGGUUUUAUAAUAUUUGUAUUCUGUUAUAGAUAAGAGAACUAACGAAUAAAGAUAAAAAUUAUAAAUCUGUUGGGAGAAUGGUGUUUAACACAUACAGGUAAGACGCGGUUUGGAUUAAAAUUUAUCUUGCGCCUGGUUUUGAUCAGUAAAAUAUACGUUGGUCGUUGCACAAAAGUUAUUAGGGGGGAAUCCAAAGUCGCAAUAUAUUUUGCGGAUGAUCGUGGGGUGACCACAGGAGGACACUUCAAUAUUCCCAGAAAAAAACAUGGAGUCGAGCACUCUUCUUACGAAUGAGGUGAAAUUACUGAAAUAGACUAUUCCCAUUAUAGACUAAAUUUAAAACUAGGCAAGGAGAUGCAAAUAAAUCAGCACAGCUAGAAAGAACUUACUAAAAUGAGUAAAAUUGCAAAGUUUGGUUGCGAAAUGUUGUAAAAUGCGGAAAAUAUAGCCUUGCAAAGUUCGCAAAUUUUGUAUUGGGUGCAGAAAUUGCCUUGUGGCUGUUAGCUUGUGUGAGCGUGAUAGCAAAACUGUUUUGAAGGAGCCAGACUUAAAUUUUUUCCCGGAACAAUUUAUUUUGGCAACUUCCCCCCCCCCCCGUCGCCAAAAAAAUUUCGGUCAGUGUACCAUUUUAGGCGUCCAAAAAUUUUUCGGACAUACCCAAAUUUUUCGGAACAUCAAACAAAUUUCCCCAAAAAUCUAACAUAAUUUCCCACAAAAUUUGUCCCAUUUAUUUUUAUAAUAACCAAAUAUUGCCAGACUGUGAAGCGAAUAUUGCCCAACUGGCUUUGUUUGCCCAACAAACUGCGGUUAUUAUUAAGAGAGAUUUUCUUGUUUUGACUACUUUUUGCCCGACUUUUGUUGAACAUUUGCCCGACUUUUCGACUUUGUAAUCUUUUCGACUUUGCAGCUGCCCCCCCCCCCGCCCCGUACGUGCAUAGGCUAUAUUUUCCGCAUUUUACAACAUUUGGCAACCAAACUUUGCAAUUUUACUCAUUUUAGCAUGCUCUUUCUAGCAGUGAUUUAUCUCCUUGCCUAGUUUUAAAAUUAGUCUAUAAUGGGAAUUGUCUAUUAUAAUCAGAUUACAGCAUAUACCAAUGGUCAGACGGGUGAAAAACCCUAAAAAAAUACAGCAGUCUAAUAUUAUAAUUCCACCAAGUGGAGUGCAAGAAACCAGAUCAUUAAAACGACCCUCGCUUUGUUUAGGUCGUCCUACCAAGAGCCAAAUACGAAUGAAGGAUUCAAAGAAAUUCUACAUAUCAACUUCCUACCUCACUUUGAAACAACUUCCAUGAAAGAAAUGUACAUGCAAUAUACCGAAUAG